CUAAAUCAUUCUCAGUAGUCUCUGAUGUUUGCAAAAGCCUCAUCUGCCAUGGCUUACUUGCCCUGCACAAAGGCGGGGGGGAAACCUAGUUUAUGGCCACGUUUGAGACAACGAUGCUAUAGAAAAUCUGUAUCGUUUGGAUGGAGCUUCUUGUCAAGACAAUUGAAAACCUUGCGGGGAGGUAACCGUGCACCUGGGAUGGCUCAAUUUCUAUGUAGUAUGGUGAAUAUGGCUUCCACAUUGCAAAUUGAACUGGUACCAUGCCUCAAGGACAACUAUGCAUAUCUUUUGCAUGAUGUGGGUACAGGUACAGUCGGAGUUGUGGAUCCUUCUGAAGCUGUACCUGUAAUAGAUGCACUGAAUAGGACAAAUCGAAAUCUGACCUACAUACUCAACACGCAUCACCAUCAUGAUCACACCGGUGGAAAUACAGAGUUAAAAGCAAGGUAUGGUGCCAAGGUAAUUGGCUCAGCCAUAGACAUGGAUAGAAUUCCGGGCAUUGAUAUAGCUCUAAAUGAUGGGGAUACAUGGAUGUUUGCAGGUCAUGAGGUGCUUGUGAUGGAAACCCCUGGUCACACACGAGGGCACAUUUCCUACUACUUUCCAGGAUCUGGGUCAGUAUUUACAGGAGAUACUUUGUUCAGCUUAUCUUGCGGCAAGCUUUUUGAAGGAACACCUGAGCAGAUGCUUUCUUCUCUCAGUAAAAUCAUGUCCCUGGCGGAUGACACAAAUAUAUAUUGCGGCCAUGAAUAUACAUUGAGUAAUUCAAAGUUUGCGCUGUCCAUAGAUCCUAACAAUGAGGCUCUUCAAUCAUAUGCCACUCAUGUCGCACACCUCCGUAGCAAGGGCUUGCCAACGGUACCUACAAUGCUGAAGACAGAGAAGCUAUGUAAUCCAUUCCUUCGUACUUCAAACAUGGAAAUCCGGCAGGCUUUGAAUAUUCCUGCUACUGCAAAUGCUGCUGCAGCAUUAGGUGCCAUCCGCAAGGCAAAAGAUAAUUGGUGAGACUUGAUGUUCUGAUUUGUAUACGAGGAGUAAUAUUUAUUUCGAAAAGGAAACGCAGCUACUAUUUUCUCUGCAGUUGUAUCUGUCAAUAUCUGUUGCUUGUUGAAUAAUGUCUGAAAUUACUGUAAAAAUUUAUACAGCUUGGGAGAACUGACAUAAGUAUGGAGUGGGCGUUUUAAAAACCCAAUUGGUUCAUUUCAUU
Messenger RNA from Telopea speciosissima, 1207 nucleotides. RefSeq names its product hydroxyacylglutathione hydrolase 2, mitochondrial-like. The record is from RefSeq and is a predicted model, not a curated record. Bases 25 to 1005 code for a protein of 326 amino acids. Lineage: Eukaryota; Viridiplantae; Streptophyta; Magnoliopsida; Proteales; Proteaceae. Gene Ontology annotation, molecular function: hydroxyacylglutathione hydrolase activity. The transcript has 8 exons.